UCAGCAAUCUCACAAAAGAGGAUUCGUUGAUUAGAAGACUGAAGAGCAGUGUUUCAGGAGGUCGGAGCGGAGAGAACAGUCCGGGCCCGCUUCGGUUCUCUUCGGUCCCGUCGUGUUUGCAGAGAAGAAACAAACCCAGCGGAAUGUGUUUUUUCGGACAGACCUGUUGACCAUCUCACGACGCCGUGUCGGCCGGUUCUUUGUUGGAUUUCGAACAAUGGAGCCCCAUCGCCGUGACGACGAGACGGACUAUGUCGAUGAAGAUGUGGACCCCCGCAUCCAGGGCGAGCUGGAGCGACUCAACCAGUCAUCGGACGACAUCAACCGACGCGAAACGGCGCUGGAGGACGCCCGUCAGAAGUUCCGCUCGGUGCUGGUGGAGGCCACCGUCAAGUUGGACGAGCUGCUCAACAAGAUCGCGAAGUCAGUGGACGAAUCCAAGCCGUAUUGGGAGGCUCGGCGUCUGGCCCGACAGGCCCAGUUGGAGGCCCAGAAGUCCACGCAGGACUUCCAGCGAGCCUCCGAGGUCCUUCGCGCCGCCAAAGAGACCAUCUCGCUGGCCGAGGAGCGCCUCCGGGAGGAGGACCGCCGGCAGUUUGACUCGGCCUGGCAGGAAAUGCUCAACCACGCCACGCAGAGGGUGAUGGAGGCGGAGCACGAGAAAGUCCGAAGCGAGGUAGCCCACAAGGAGACGGCGGCCAAGCACGCCGCGGCCGUCGCUCGCAUGAAGCAGCUGGAGAAGAAACUCAAACGCACCAUCAAUAAGUCAAAGCCCUACUUUGAAAUGAAAGCCAAGUUCUACCUGCAGUUGGAGAACCUGAAGACGAUGGUGGACGAGCAUCAGGCCAAGCUGUCGCAGGCCAAGGCCGAGUACAAGGCGGCCCUCGGGAACCUGGAGGCCAUCUCGGUCGAGAUCCACGAGCGGCGGCGCAGCUCCGUCAUGGGCCCGCGGGGGCGAGGCGUAGGCGCGGAGGGCGAAUGCCUUGGCGGCGGUGGGGAGCCGUCGUCUGGCAUCAAGAUGGACUCCGAUGGAAUUUCCAUGAUGUCGGUGUGUUUUGACGACGACAACUCCUCCAGUUGUGGUCUGAAGUCAUCGCCCAGCAGCCCUCAGCAGCUCCAGUCGCCGUGUUCCUUCGCCAACUCCACGUCUUCGUCUUGCGCCUCCUCCUCCUCCGCCUGCCCGUCACCAACUCCAUCCUGCUCCUCUUCCUCCUCCUCCCCGCCUCCCACCAGGCCUUGCAGCCUGGAGCUGCCCAGCUCCGUCUCCCUGUCGGACUUCGGCCUCAUUUCGCCCGUGCUCGGCCCUCGCAGCGAAUGCAGCGGGGCGUCGUCGCCCGAGUGUGACCUGGAGAGAGGUGAGAGAGCGGAAGGCGCCGAGGUGACGUUGGACAACGGGCCGGCCCUCAUCAUCAACAACAACAACAACAACCAGAACAACAACGGCAGCGGUGCGAUGGCUGCCACCAAGAGGAGCUUCAACCUGGAGGCUCGCUUCAGCUUCCUCAACCUACGACGCCAACGGAGCGACGCCAAAAACACGGAUAACUUUACCCAGAAGGCAGUGGUGGUCAAAGGGCUGUGAGGAACCACCACAAGAACAUUUGGAUUGACUCUGAUAGAAACAAAAAUGUCUUUAAAAAAGAAAAAAAAAAUCAUCCUUUUUAGCAUCUUUGUUGAUUUACUCCUUGAAGAUGGAAGCUGACAGCAAAUGUCGUGAAGGUGUCAUGUGAGGGAAUGUUAAAUAAAUGUUGCACUGUUUAAAACCCUA
This is a messenger RNA of Hippocampus zosterae (dwarf seahorse), 1768 nucleotides long. RefSeq names its product SH3-domain binding protein 5b (BTK-associated) (gene sh3bp5b). The transcript is spliced from 9 exons. Gene Ontology annotation, cellular component: cytoplasm. The record is from RefSeq and is a predicted model, not a curated record. Lineage: Eukaryota; Metazoa; Chordata; Actinopteri; Syngnathiformes; Syngnathidae. Bases 218 to 1582 code for a protein of 454 amino acids. Gene Ontology annotation, molecular function: protein kinase inhibitor activity. Gene Ontology annotation, biological process: intracellular signal transduction; negative regulation of protein tyrosine kinase activity.